Molecule: messenger RNA, 586 nt
Organism: Acanthisitta chloris (rifleman)
Lineage: Eukaryota; Metazoa; Chordata; Aves; Passeriformes; Acanthisittidae
Gene: ICMT
Product: isoprenylcysteine carboxyl methyltransferase
Exons: 3
Coding region: 187-546 (119 amino acids)
Biological process (GO): C-terminal protein methylation
Cellular component (GO): membrane; endoplasmic reticulum
Molecular function (GO): protein C-terminal S-isoprenylcysteine carboxyl O-methyltransferase activity
Source: RefSeq, a predicted model, not a curated record
CACUAUUCGGAGUACCUGGUGACAGCCAUCAACAACCCGCGCAGCCUCUCGCUGGACUCCUUCCUGCUCAACCACAGCUUCGAGUACAACCUGGCUGCCCUCUCCUCUUGGGUGGAGUUCACGCUGGAGAAGUUCCUCUUCCCAGAGCUGAAGCAGAUCACGUGGCUGAGCACGGUGGGGCUGCUGAUGGUGAUCUUCGGGGACUGCCUGCGCAAGGCAGCCAUGCUCACCGCUGGCUCCAACUUCAACCACAUCGUGCAGAACGAGAAGUCCGACACGCACACCCUGGUGACGAGCGGGGUGUACGGCUGGUUCCGGCAUCCCUCCUACGUGGGCUGGUUUUACUGGAGCAUCGGGACACAGGUGUUGCUCUGCAAUCCCAUCUGCGUGGUGGGCUACACACUGGCGUCCUGGCGCUUCUUCAGGGAGCGGAUCGAGGAGGAGGAGAUCACACUCAUUCACUUCUUUGGAGAAGAGUACCUGGAGUACAAAAGGAAGGUGCCAUCAGGUCUCCCUUUUAUUAAAGGAGUCAAAUUGGAACUGUAACGCAGGUGGAUACCAGACUGGCUGAGCACACACCUGGCUC